GAAGAAUUGGCCGACUUGGGAGGACCACACGUGACUGGCUACAGAGCCUACGCACACAAAACACCACAUUCAUUCCAGUGAGCCAAUAACAACCCAAUCCGAAAACCGUUGAAACGGUAUCCCUGCCAUCCGCGUCGUCAUCAUGAUCACCCCCGGGCCCUCCCUCUCUCUCUCCUCAUUUUCUCUCUCUAAACUAACAAGGUGAAAUUCACAGCGCUUCCUUCCUUCCUUCACAAGAAGAAUAAAAAGUACAUCUAGAGAGAGAUGGAGCAGAAUUCGAGAUGGCGUAGGGAGAGAGAUUGAUGGGGAAGUACGCGAGGCAGAAGAAGGAGAAGUGCAAGGGAAUCGGAGAGAUUGAAGUAAUGGAGGUGGCUCAUGACGUCGGCGUGAAAACAAGAGCUCGAGCUCUGUCAGUGGCGGCGGCGGCCAGCUCCAAAACGGCGAAGAAGAGGAAGGUUAGUUCCGGCAGAGAGUCGAAGUUAUCUACGACGUCGUUGAUUCAGCUCAGGAGUCGCCGACGACCAGCUUCGCCCGCGGCGUCUCGUUGCUCGAGUAACGCGUGCAGCGACGUCGGCGGUGGGAGUGAGAAAGUUGUAGAUCUAGAGGAUGUUCAAAUUGAGACAUCAACGUGUAUCUUCGGCAACCGAGGAAGGAGAGAAACGACGCCGUCAAGUGAGAGUCAAGCGGAAUCAGGAGACCUGGAGCCAAUGGCGAGGCCAACGGAAGCUAAUUCUUCAUCCGCUGGGGUUAUGCCGUCCGAAAUCGAACUCGAUGAAUUCUUCGCAGCAGCAGAGAAAGACCUCCAGAAACGAUUUACAGACAAGUAUAACUAUGAUGUUGCAAACGACGUGCCACUGGGAGGUCGCUACGAGUGGAUUCAGCUAAAGCCAUGAAGAAGAAGAAGAAGAAGAAGAAACAAGGAGUCGGAUUUCCUUGAAAAUAACUACAAUUACCACUGCUGUAUUUAACUGUAAGGCUUCUUUUUCCUAGGACUCUAGUUUAGUUGAUGUACAGGUAUUCUGUUUGUUCUGCGUAGUACUGCUGCUGGCUCAAGCUUCUGCCAAAACAAAUAAAAGCUUUCAGCUUGUUUUUUUUAGCCCUUAAAUUU
Molecule: messenger RNA, 1108 nt
Organism: Rhododendron vialii
Lineage: Eukaryota; Viridiplantae; Streptophyta; Magnoliopsida; Ericales; Ericaceae
Product: cyclin-dependent kinase inhibitor 3-like
Exons: 4
Coding region: 303-893 (196 amino acids)
Biological process (GO): negative regulation of cyclin-dependent protein serine/threonine kinase activity
Cellular component (GO): nucleus
Molecular function (GO): cyclin-dependent protein serine/threonine kinase inhibitor activity
Source: RefSeq, a predicted model, not a curated record